Molecule: messenger RNA, 1260 nt
Organism: Stegastes partitus (bicolor damselfish)
Lineage: Eukaryota; Metazoa; Chordata; Actinopteri; Pomacentridae
Source: RefSeq, a predicted model, not a curated record
CACAGUCACAGCGGAUUUCUUCACCUGCGUCAGUCGUCGCUCUGGCUGGUGAGGACGUCCUGCUGCCGUGUCGUCUUCAACCUCCCAUCAGCGACAGUUCCAUCACCGUUGAGUGGACCAGACCUGGUUUGGACCCGGGGUACAUCCACGAUCACCAGGUGUAUCACAGCCAGAACCCCGGGUAUCAAUACCGCACCGCUCUGUUUGUGGAUCAGCUGAUCAAUGGAAACGUCUCCCUGAAGCUCUUCAGGGUCAAAAUGUCGGAUGCAGGAAAAUACAGAUGCUUCCUUCCCUCGUUACAGAUGGAAUCCUUCGUCCAUCUCUCUGUGGCUGGUUUCAGGUCGCUGCCAGGCACCAGUGACCUUCUGGCUGUAGCUUCUAACAGUCUUCUGCAGUGGAGGCUUCGAACAUGGUCCACUCUGGUUCCACGUCCCAAAGCUCCUCAAGGAUGCAAGAGAAACUCUUCCAGAGAUAAAGCUGAAGACCUCAGGAGCCUCCACCAGACAUUCCCAGUUCACCCUCACGACACGUUUGGGUUCACCAGUCACGACCCAAAUCUUGUGGCCAAAGGUGAGAGUUGGGACAUAGAUGGACUGAGCGUUGAAGUCAACCAGGAGAACUAUGGAGUCCCCAGGUGGAACGCCUUCCAGGAACCACCCAGAGACUCUAAGAUGGCCAAAUACUCUGACCUGCUGCUUGGUUCUGCCUCCUCACCUGAGAUCAGUUUAGCAGGACUCGACAGAAGCAGCAGUUCAGUGGUGCUGCAGUGUGAGUCUGCAGGCUGGUAUCCAGAGCCUGAGCUGUUGUGGCUGGACGGUGAGGGAAAGUUCCUCUCUGCUGGACCUCCAGAGACAGUCAGAGGUCCUGAUGACCUCUAUACUGUCAGCAGCAGAGUGACUGUGGAGAAGAGACACAGCAACACCUUCACCUGCAGAGUCCAGCAGAACAACAUCAACCAGACCAGGGAGACAAGGAUUCAUGUUCCAGGUAGAACUAAUGACAGAAAUGAUGCGUUCCAGCUGAGAACAGUUAAGGUUUGGGGAUUUGUAACUGCAGUGUUUUCAUGGUUUCAGAUGAUUUCUUCGAGGACUCGUCUAACUGUGCUGCUUCCAUCACCUUCAGUGUUUUCGGCCUCAUGCUUGCUCAUGCAGUUGCGUUUUUUAACUGGAAACCAAGGCAAAACAAAACCAGAAGAAAUGGAUCUGUUCAGCGGGUUUGGAUUCUGGCUGUUUGUCCUCUACAGCCUCCCAGUGACUACAG